This is a messenger RNA of Mytilus trossulus (common blue mussel), 741 nucleotides long. Its product is annotated as probable serine/threonine-protein kinase DDB_G0267514. The transcript has a single exon. The coding region runs from base 1 to 741 and encodes 246 amino acids. Lineage: Eukaryota; Metazoa; Mollusca; Bivalvia; Mytilida; Mytilidae. The record is from RefSeq and is a predicted model, not a curated record. Gene Ontology annotation, molecular function: protein serine/threonine kinase activity; ATP binding. Gene Ontology annotation, biological process: mitotic DNA damage checkpoint signaling; protein phosphorylation. Gene Ontology annotation, cellular component: nucleus.
AUGAAUAUAAUUGUGGUUUCAGAACCAGGGGUAUAUUCGAGCGAAGUCUCGUUGGCGGAUAUAAAACAAUUGUCAAAAGCCGUGCAAAUCAUUGCUUUUUCAGAUAUUGACGACAGAACCAGUGGUUCUAUCCAAAAGGAUUUAUCUAAUCGUUGCUCCAAUCCACCGCCUAUUUCAAUUCCUACUUCACGAAACAGUGCUGUACAGUCGACAAGUAUGGAAAAAGGCUUCCCUAGAGACGAUAAAAUCAUUGCUACGAAUCGACUCACUUUUGCUGUUCCAGAGGUUUUUGUACAAGAUCUUAAUAUAAACUACUCCUCCCUUGUAGGGAGAGGAGCCUUCGGAACCGUCUCUAAAGGGAAGUGGACCGGAUUGGAAGUAGCAAUAAAGGCCAUACCUAUCACGAAGAGAGCAAAAAAUACAAUACUUCGUACGGUGGAAAAGGAAAUUAACAUAAACUCCAAAUUACGUCAUCUGAACAUUAUUAAAUUUUUGGCUGUUGCUCGAACCGACAAUACCAUUUAUCUCGUAUAUGAAUUUAUUAUGGGAUGCAAUAUGGAGGAUGCAAUUUUCAGUGAAGAAACAAAGCUUGAUAUGGAUGUCACAGCUAAGGGCAAACUAUAUAUCAUGAAACAAGUGGUCCAAGCUGCAUUAUAUAUGCACUCUUUGGAACUCGUGGUUCUCCAUCACGAUAUUAAACCGGGUAAUAUAUUAAUUAGAAAAGGUUGCUUAUCAACAUAG